This is a messenger RNA of Pocillopora meandrina, 14198 nucleotides long. Lineage: Eukaryota; Metazoa; Cnidaria; Anthozoa; Scleractinia; Pocilloporidae. The record is from the annotation of a GenBank genome assembly.
GAUUUCUCCGUCGCGUCGUCAGGAAAUUCUCUCAUGUUUAUAGCCUUCAUCCUCGCUUUUUUGAUCGGGGUCUUUUCCGUUUUGCUUUUGGAAGCCUUUUUGCUUUACAAAUGGUGGAGUUCUGCAGGUGUGGAUGCGCAAAAACUUUACCCACAGCGCAUGAAAGUCACCAAUCCAGAGGUAUUUCGCUCUUUCAGUUGCUUAAACAAAAUCACCGGAAACAUUGAUUAUAAUUUAAGAUCGCAAUACAAUGUACCAAUUUUUGAUCGCUGUAUACAAGCCUAUGAUCUGAGAAUUAUUUAUGCCUAGUUUUUUCUUUCUGAUAUUAAAUUAGAAAAUUUUGAGCGUUAAUUAUAUUUCCAUUUCAAUCAGAAAAAGAAAAAUCAUGCACGUUUUAAUUUUCAUCCUGCUGUGUAGUGCGACCUGGAUCCAGCUGUAAGGUGCCAUAAUGGAAAGGGAAGGAGAUUUUCAGAAUUUUACCUAAAUUUAAAUACAAUUCCUUUGGCUGUGGUGAUGUGUGAGUUAAAAGAAUUGGAAAAAAAAUCCUUUCGUUUGUAAUCACUAGAACAACAAAUCUUAAAAAACGAAAUUUGCAAGAAUAACAUAAAUCUUUGUGAAGAAGUUGUGUGGCAUUAGAGAACACCUCUACGUACCAGAAAUUGAGUCAGCUAAAUCACCUAAAUGAAAACACAUACUAGGCACUUGUUGAUGUAAAUAUUCUCCACAUUUUUUUUUAGCCUCUAGCAGAUUACUGCAAGAAGGAUCAAGCCACUAAACCUGAGUCAUGUGUUUGUAUGAACCUUCUAUUUUCCUUUCUGUGGAGAGAAUGGAGAGAUUCUCCACAGAUGAAAACAUACUUCUUAAAGAAGAUGAACUCAGAGUUCACUGAACUUAUUCAAGGAAAAGCAGCUAGCAAACUGAUCGAGCAAAUAACGAUUGAAGAACUUUCUCUUGGGACAUCACUGCCUGUUAUUACAGGUUUGUGCAUUUUCUUUACCUUAACUAUUUACUCCCUAACUUUAGUAUACAUAUUCUCCAGACUGUUCACUAUACAUUUCCUAAAGUGCCGACUUGGAGAAUUUGUCUAACAAUCAAGAGCCUCUUUAGUUGGUGAUCAUUUCCUUUAUUCUCAAUGAAUUUCAUGUGUGAUUUGGGGGGGUGAUACUCUAAGGAGAAUUUUUCUUUGGAUGACCUAGGGACAAAGAACUAUGUUCCAAAAUUAGGGAACCAAAGAAAGUGAAACAUAUUGUGAAAUCAGUUAUAGAUCAUUUUACAUCUUAGGGGGCCAAGUAACACAUUUUAUUGACCCUUUAAUUCCCAAGAUCUAAUUAGCAAUUAUCCUUACUGUCUGCUAUACAAUUCUUCUAAUGUUACUUCAGAGAAUUUGGUAUUGUAUCAACUAAUCAUCCCCUAAUUGAUAAAUUUCUUGGUUCUCAUCACUUAUCUUCAUGAUUUUGUAUUGAUAUUAUAAGGAAAAAUUAUGUCUUGGUCACUCAUGGGAGUUAACAGGCUAAGCUUUUUGCAUAUCUCUUUCAAUGGAUGAGGUUUGUCCCCUUUUAAUUGCAAAUGCAAAGGCACCAUGCUGAAAGAGGUCAUUUUUAUCCAGGGCACCCAAGCUCUCUAUACAGGUAUACUUUCCUCCUCUGAAGUUAUCCACUGCAAUGUCUUUACCAAAUUAAAUUUAUUUCUUCACAAUCUCUUCACACUUCUCUUUUCCAGGGCAUACAUGUAAGAUAAGAUUUUUGCAACACAAUCAUCUAGUUAAUUAUCCCUUCAGUACAACCCAGUAAGGGGCUUUUUGAGCAUAAUCUUUCCCUUGUGAUGUUAAGGAGGCUAAUCUCUCAUAGUUACUAGAUGAUUUAGUUUUAUCAACUGAGUUGAUAAUGUAAAUUGGCCAAAGUAAAGAGUUUUAAGGCUGAGGUUUUAACCUUUUGUCAGUCUCAUAGUCACUGCUUGACCCCAGUUACUCUGGCCUUUCAAUUUUGAUGCGCUGUUAAACAGAUGGGUAAUGACAAUUGAAGUCUGUAAACCAAAAUUGGAAAGGCAACCAUGGACAAAUUGUCUUACUCAAUCUACACAGGGUUACAGAAACACUGCAGGAUGUAAUAAAAUUUAAAUUCCUCAUAUUUAUUAGUUUUUAUCAACAGCACUACUGUCCUAAUUAUUUUAAUUACUUUAUUUUUAUGUGUUUUUAAGGAUUAUUUUAACACUUUGACACCCAUAAGUGAGCAAGACCAGAAUAAAGAGUUUGGGGAGUAUUAUUUGAUCCAUUACCAAGUUCUCUGAAAUAACCUCAUAAGAAUUGUAUAACAGAUUGUAAUGAGAAUUACUAAUGACAUCUUGGGAGCGAGAGGGUUAAUUUUGUCCCUUAUGCACUUGGUAUUAUAUCUAUGAUUCUGUUUCCCAUGCCAUUCACGCCAAAAUGGAUAAAAAAAACAGCAGUAAAAAAAAUUCUAGUGAUCUACCACUCUAGGUUGGUCUGUAUGGGGAAAAAACUAUGGCCUAAGUCUUGGUUAUGUACUCAAGGCCUUAUAUACAGUUUUUUCUUCCCAUACAAACCUCCUGCCUAGAAAAUAAAAUGUAUUAUUUUAUUUUGUAUAAACAGGUGCCACCAUCAUGAAGAUAGGAACAAAAGACCCAAAGGAAGUUGCAAAGGAGUUAGACAUUGCCUUUGACCUUGAAUAUACAGGAGGAUGCCACAUGGCUAUACAGGUUGAUCUUGUUUUCAACAAGUCUGUGUAUGUGGCAGUCAAGUUGGUUUCUCUGAAAGGCCGAGCCAGAUUACAGCUAAGCAGACAUCCCCUUUCACACUGGUCUUUUGCCUUCUAUGAGGUACUGGAUGAUAAAAAUAUUGAAGACCAUUAUCAGAGAUAUGAUCAUUAAUUAUUUUGCAGAUAGUUGUAACUUUAUGUUAGUUUAUUAAUAAAUUCUGAAGGAAGGGUCUAAGGACAGAAUUUCAAGCCCCUCAAGCAAAACUAGACAAAGUGGAUCAAAAUCUUUCUUUUACAACAUUGGAACAUGACCUUUUGAAUCCUCUGAAACAGAACAACCUUUUUGAAAGGUCAGUCACAUGAGAGUGAAGAACACAUUUUUGAAGAAAUUUAAUGCAUUUAUAACUGUAGGGUCGAAAUGCAAUUGUAAAGUAAAGUACCACUUUUGACAGACUGUUAAUAAGGCUGAAAUUUGCUCACAUUCAUCAGUCAACCAAAGCCUACACAUACAUGGGGUCAAAUUCUUUGCAUUUUGUGUUUGUGUUUGUGUGUGUGUGUUUUUUUUUUUUUCUUUUUUUUUUUGUUUUUGUUUUUUUUUUUCUUGGCGAGAUGAUGUUUUGGAUUUUGCACCAAACUCUUAAAACAAAGAAGUAUACGAUCCUUUUAUAGAGAAUAUUAGCUUUUUAAUUUCAGAGAAUGAUCAAUGGUAUUCCAGUAGCUUUGUGUAUUUAUUUAUUUUUUUAUUUUUUUUUUUUUUUUCUAUUCAGGAACCCGAAGUUGAACUUGAAGCUGAGUCCCAGUUUGAAGGCAAGAACUUCCCUCAACUAACAUCCCUGAUAAUAAGCCAUCUUCGCAAGUCUAUACAAAAGAAACACACCCUCCCAAGCUACAAGAUCCGAUAUAGCCCCUUUUUCCCACAGUUGAUUCCUCAGGAUGAAACCCAGGAGGUGUAUGUUCAUAACAGCAGUGUCACUGUGGGUAGUCUAGAGGUCACUGUUGUAGGGUGUACCCGUCUACCUGAAUUAGAGAACGAGGCCUCUCAGUACUGCAGUUUGUCUGUGGACCAGCUUCCCUGGAGUCAACUUGUUGAGAACAGGAGAGCAAUGUGGCCAACAUUUGAGGUGGGGUCGACAUGUGUCUGUUUUCACUUUCAGUGAGUGUCUAUCCUUUAAAUUUUGGGUUGAAAUUCAAAGCAAUUUACUCCAGGUGUAGUGUGGACCACUUUGGUUAACUCCUCAGUCAAGCCUAGAAACUCAACCUAAAUUGUGGGUUGGAAUUCAGGUGGGUGAAGACGAGGUGGGGUCGACAUGUGUCUGUUUUCACUUUCAAUGAGUGUCUAUCCUUUAAAUUGUGGGUUGGAAUUCAAAGCAAUUUACUCCAGGUGUAGUGUGGACCACUUUGGCUGACUCCUCAGUCAAGCCCAGAAACUCAGCCUCUCAGCGUUCAGUAAAUAAUUUUGAAACGAAGUAACUGUCGUUAACUCAUGAACAUGCGAAACCUUAAAUUUCACAGUUUUUGCCCAAAAAAAAAUAGUGAAACGAGACUAAAUCCGAUUGCAAUCGAGUAAGCUUAAGAAUUUACGCAACUAUUUCCGAUUUGAGUCCAAUUUAUAGAAAACUGUCCUAUGCAAUGCCCUGACAAUGUCUUUCUUUUAGUUUGAUUCCAAUAUUUUGGCUUGAAGAGGCUGAUUUAGUGCAAAUAUGAAGCUUAGAUCUCAUAACAGGCAAAAAAAAAAAACACGAAAUAUCAACUACAAGUCCGUUUAAUACUGACGUUUUUUACCCGCAGAUUGAGAUAAGUCGUGAGAACAAUGAAGUAUCCUUCGGUCUGACCUUGUGUAACGAGAUCAGUGAAGAUGAAUUGGGAAAAACCAUCGUGAUAGAGACAGUUGUAAUAGACUCCCCUGCAUACAGUGUAGGAGUUAUGGCUAAAGAUGUACUGGUGGCUAUUGAUGGAAAAAAGAUAGAGUCGCUCAAGCAAGCUGCUAAGCUGAUAAAAAGUAAAAGCAGGUAUCUUGUUCCAUUGAUUUCGUCUUUUGAAAGUGAACUUCAUAUUACAUCUGGUGUAUUUUUGGCAAAUUUAAACUUCCGUAAUUUCAUGAAAAUUUUCUGACGUCUUGGCACCUUCCAGCUCUCUCUUAAACCGUUUCUUAAGUUCGCUUCAGACCACUUACCAUUUAACCACAGUGGCAUUAUUACUGUCACUGAUAGUACAUGUAACUCAAAGCCUGACUGUCGUUGCUUGUCUCACAAACUAUGGCUUAACGUUAAUCCUGAACUGUCUGUUUCUGUGCACCAGACAGGAGAUAUUCGUCUGACAAUGGACUCCUCUAAAAUCUGCCGUUUACUUCCACUCAAAACUUUUGUCGCUGAGCGCAUUAGUGGGCUUGCCCAGGAACCCCAGCCACGGCUCCAUCACAGCCUACCAAGGCUCUUAAAACCUUCACACCCACAUGGUUGUUGCUCAUAUUUUAUAAUCAAUUUUUUUUUCUUUUUGCGUUCUAGAUUCACUGCUACGGUUCAAAGACCACCUACAAGAAUUUCGCAACGAGUCGAUCGCGAAAAGCCAGAGAACGAACAAGAUGAGAAAACUGUCGUGAACUUUAAGAAUGUCGCACUUCACAAUGACAGCGACUCCGAGGAUGAUUUUGUCAACAUCGUGGUGCCACUGUUUGAAGUUGAAGACAACGAAAUCGCCAAGUCUGCAAUGAAGGAAAUGCUGUCACCAAGCAAUGAAUUGAGACAGAGAGCGGAGAAAAAGAUGGAAGGAAGGUAAGAACGAACUUUUUUUGAGCAUUCCUUUACUGGGUUUGUGUAGAUGAAUCGUUAUAGCGAUUUGUCGUACCAAAAUAUUCUAAACUAUAAAUGAAUAAGGGCGGUAAGUUUCUAAUGAAACGUUUGGUGCUGCGUCGGUGGUGGUAUUACAUGACAAUUUGAUUUAUCAACAGAGUUAUUAAUGUAAUAGUGUAGUUUGAUCGUCUGGGUGAGUGUAGUCCUGAGAAGGACUGUUGUCGGUAGUGGUGACUGACGUUUCGACAACCUGAGCGGAAGUCAUCAUCAGAGUCAAGUGAAAGGUUGUUGUCAGUCGAAUGUACUUAGUCCGGUUUGUGUACACUGAUUGGUCAGUUUUGCCGUGAUGUUAUUGGCUGUAAUACUCAAGUGGCGUAGGUCAGUCGUGAUUGGUCAGUUUGGAUCCGUUAGUGAAGUUGGGUCGUUCUGUUGGGUUCGUUUGUAAUGUUAAUGUCGUGGAUGAGUCGUUUGUAUGGUGCCGGUAGUUGUUGACACCUGUUGAGGGGAGUCUGUUCCAAGUUAGUAAACCAGUUUUUUAGGGUCAGUCGUUGAAAGUAGUUGGUGCUGUAGGUUAGCCAUUGCGCAGAGUCCCAGUCAAUAGUGUGGUUCGUAAGUCGGUGAUGUUCAGCAAUGUGAUUGUUGACAUCGCCUUUCCUCGUCGCUCGUUUGUGUUCAGUCAGUCUAGUUGCGAGGUUUCUGUCAGUCUCACCGAUGUAGGAGGCGUGGCAGUCGGAGCAAUCAGCAUGCAAACAACCUUUUAUUUGACUCUGAUGAUGACUUCCGCUCAGGUUGUCGAAACUUCAGUCACCACUACCGACAACAGUCCUUCUCAGGACUACACUCACCCGGACGAUCAAACUACACUAUUACAUGUUAUCCCCGGGUUCAAACCAUUUGCUGUAUGAGUUAUUAAUGUAAGGCUGACGUUUCGAGCGUUAGCCCUUUAUCGCUAGCUCUGACGAAGGGCUAACGCUCGAAACGUCAGUUUUAAAAAUCCUCUACGGUUGCCAAUUUACAUUUAUUUAUGAAGUCAAUUGAUGAAACCAAAUUUCUAAACUUUGUUUACUUUAUAAUCAGUCGCAUUCCUUUCGGUUUAAGACGCUUUUUGAUUGGUCUAGAGAAUGUGUCGCAUGUAUCCUGUCCGCCAAAAUUUCAAGCUCAAAUUUUCGCUUGUUUUGUCUUAGAGAUCAGAUAUCAAGGAGGCAACCGACAAGGGACACAAAACAGGGAUCACCAGCAUCCACACAGCGGGCGAACGCAGGCCAGAUAACUCCUGAAGUGAACGAUGAAAAGGCGUCUGUCGAAAAGACUCCUUUACCAAAUGGCACCGACACUGCUUCGCCAAAACGUCCAAGGAAGGUGUCUGUUUCAUCCCUGAAGGUGAUGGACGGACCAGCUACCACCAAAACCACGCUGGUGUCAGCAAGCUCGGUAAGUAGUGCUGUCACUCAUUGGCGCUGAUUAUCGAAGGAUAUUGACGAAACACAGAGAUGUCGAUGACUUUUUCGAUGAUGCUAUGCUAAAACCAAUAUGUUUGGUUGGCUGGCAGUCCCAACACUCAAGCAUUAUUGAACCUUUUACUUGUUUCCACAGACUAUUAAAACACGAGGGGGAGUAGAAACUAGAAAAUAUUAUACCAACCCAGCACGUACAUAUUCACGCCCACAAUUUACAAUAUGGACUUUGGAAGUAGAAAUUUGGAAACUCUCCCGCGUAAAAAAGGGAACAAAACGGGGGGGGGGGGUUAAGAAUUGUGGAAAGGACCUCGGCGUAACAAUUGGUAUCCCUUCGCGGUCAUUAAGACACGUAUUGACCUUCGUUUAUAGGAUCCAGUCUGGAAUGAAACCUUCAAGUUUGAUGUCCAAACCCCUAACCUUCGAUACCUUAACGUGUGCAUAUGGAGCAAAUCUCAAGAGAAAAACGAGAAAGAUAUCAUACUUGGCCAUGUGAGUAGAGAUGAUUUUGCUCUCAUAAGUUUUCUCUCGCCACUAGAAUUGUCUGGAAGUAACUUUUAACUAUUUGCUCGGCUGUAAGUGAUAAAAAUUAUAGUUGCCAUAAAGGUCUAUAACUUGAAUUUCCUCAGUUAGUCGUCUUAUCGAUUCAAAACUGAAAAAUCAUAAAAAAUUUUUGCGGUAACGUCACUUUGCAGGCCUGUGAUUUUACGGAAUUUCAAUGUGGCUUAUGGAAAGCAAGGCGAUCGAAAAUUGCUGAAAAAGAUUUUUUCCAGAACGACAUUACUGGAGUGAGAACGCGCUUAAGAACCCUUUAGCUUAUGAUUUAGCGCACUUUCUUCCAGGUUGACGCCCUUAAGGAAUCGCUUUUUUGUGCUUUUAGGCGAAACACUGAUCGCUUAUAAACUGCCGUUAAUAUUGUUGCAGGUAACCAUUCCCUUGAUGGACAUUGCACUACGAUGCUUGUCAUUCUCGUCAAAGAGACACGAAGAGUGUUUCGUCUUGGUUUCCCCACACUCCGACAGGAUUAUAUCAAAGUAAAUAAUAAAUUUGAAUGUGACAUUCAUGAUUUCCUGUUUGCUACGGAGAAAUUUUGGAUUUUGAAAGAAUGAGGAGCUGACUUCAAGAACCUCUUUACUCCUGAAAGAAACUAAUAUUUUAUUUUACCGAUUGCUAAAUAUUUCCUUUAAAAGGAGAAUUUUGAGUUUUAGCCCAGCAAGACAAUAACUUCUCAUACGAUGAUUUCUUCACGCGAGGGGAAAGUCACGUGUAGCUUGCAGCCCGCGCUGCACAACCGAAGUAAUUACAAUGGCCAAUCAGAAUGGAGAAAAAUCCCAGAAUCCAGUGCAAGCUGAAGUUAAAAAUAUGCAAACUACCUGAAGAGAAAAAACGUGAGGGUCCAAGUUGCAAUCGGUUGAGGUUUUGUAAUCUGAUUGCUUCAGAGGUGGUGCGUUUUUCUCUUGACUAGUGGCAAAACAAAUAAAUGUAAAUGCCAAACAGUUACUUUUGUGUCACACUGCAAUUAAUUUAAUAUUUCUUUAUCAACAUCUGUCUCACUGAAAACUUAUUGGAACUGAUUCUUUCUCAUUUGCGCCAGUCAGCCAUAUCUUCGCAAUCAUCCCGGUCUGAAAGAAAGUCUGUGCUGUGGAGACAUCACGUUGAUUUUCCAUCACAACCCAUCUCUUACGGAUUGUGAUGGAAAAAGUGGAAUUGAGUCUGCACCAGAUGAGCCAUUUCAAUCCCUUGAAAAAUGACAACUGGAAUCAAUGAACGAGUCUGCACCAACAACAUUUAAACAUAAAUGAUUCCAAAUUUGUUUAUUAGCUUUUCGUUUCGAUUAGCCAUUUCACUGAUGAGCAGUGGCCUUGAAGCUACUAAUGACAACUUAAUGAAUAGAAAUAUUUAGCAUGUGUACCGAAACAACAUUUAAACAUAAAUGCAUUCGCUAAAUUUGAGUGUUAUUAGCUCAAACGUUAAGACAUGGUAUGAUGGGCAGACGUUCCACAAUCCACUCUGAGCUCUCUCGAUGGAAACAUUUUCGAAAGUCCACCUUCAAAUUCCCCCUUUCCAUGUGUCUACCUCAAAUUUCACGAUCUCAUCAUGGAUUUCCUUUCUUGUAGUAGGGUACACCUUUAAACUUAAUCGAACCCAAUCGAUAGUUGACAUUUGCGUUCAGUUCUUCACUCGUUUAAAAUAUGUAUGGUCCUUCUGGCUUGUCCUUUUUCACUCCGUAGCCAGCUAUUUUAUUGUAGCCUCUUGUUCAUACCUUUCCCUUUGUAGGAUGAAAGUCAAGAAAAAGACACUCUAGAAAGGUAAAUAGAAAAUUCUAAAUUGUUAUAGAGUCAAUGUAUUUAGGGAGCUCAAGAAGAAAUUUUUUUGAGACGCAGAAGGUUGCCAGAAGUUUGGGGAUCUUUGCGCUUGGCACAGAUCUUUUACCGUACCCUUUAGUUUGGAAUGCUAAAACGAGAGCUUUCCACUCGAUUGUUUGCUGUCAACGCGUAUGAGAAAUACCUACAUUCUCCUCCUAGUUGUUCAUGUCGCAUCCCUUGCGUAGAAAUCAGCUUGAGAUGAAUGCAGAUUCUUUUGUAGAAAUGUGUCAUGAUUGCGAUCAGAUUUUUGUUCUCUUUCGUCCCUGUUUCUGUUUUUUUGUUUGUGACUCUACUGUAAAGUAUUUUUAGUACUAUUCUUGAGAUUUGUUUGUUGGUUAACAUGAAUGGCCACUGCUUACACUGAUGAAUAUGCCUUUUCUUUGCUUUUUCUUUCUGUAACAUUUGUUUAAUGUAUUGUCUGUUCUGCGUUGCAGUUUGGAGCCUCCCAAACAUCAGUUUAUCUUAACCCAGUUUUAUUUUCCCACAAGGUGUAGUUACUGCAACAAAAAGGUAAUGACCGGUAGAUAACAAGAAAUCGUCUGAGCGUUUUCUCGUAAAUUUUUCCGUUUAUGGGAUUUAUCUUCUGUCAACUUUGUAAUCGAAACGUUGUUCGAAAAUUUUUAAUCCUCGAGCUGAUAGAGUUUUUCUUCCUCACCAUCUGUGUGGAGGAUAAUGUUGCCAUAAUUUUGUCCUGUUGAGUGAGUGAGUGUGACAAUGGAACGACCUCUUCACCCACAACGGAGUCUGUCGAGUUUUAUCCGACAUUUCUCGCACGUGGGUUUUGUUUGCUUCAGAACAUCUUCCUUCGUUCAACGCUUGAUGACGAUUUCUUCGAAUCGCUUCGAAUGUUACUCGGAAUUAGCUCGUGAUCAUACUGUUUCCCGAUCCUACUUAUUGUUUGAGUACUACAGAAACAAAUAUGCUACAAAAUUACCUUCUAGCAUCAUUAUACAACCUCUAGUUCUUUUCAAUGGUAUAAAAAUUGUGCUAUAUCAGUAGCCACAUGCAGUCUUAAACUGCCUGUUUUUGUUAGUAAAGCUGACCAUUUUUGGAAGUUACAAUCAUGUUAACUAAUAUGCGAUUUUGUGGUCAUUUGGUUUUUUAUUUUUAUUUUAUAUUUUUUACUAAAACAAUGUUUUUUUGUACAGGUAUGGACGAAAGUUGCGUUCCAGUGUAGAACAUGUGCCAUGAUCUGCCACAAGAAAUGUCUGCGGAAUUGUAUGGAUUAUACGCACUGUGCACAGUGAGUAACAGUAGUAAAAUAUUUCAACAAAAAACAGGAUCUGUCGGUGUCGCUUUUGAAUCGCGCAUUCCAAUAUGAAUUUGAGCGCAAAAUUUUGAAGGUGUUGGGGCAGGUGACCCUUUAUCUUAAAGUGAAUUUGAUGAUUGGUAAUCGUUUGUUUUAUUCUUGAAUAAAUAAGACGUAUUUAAUGUCGAAUUUCAGGCAGAGCAUUCUUCCAAUGAGUGUCGUAACACUGAAAACGAGCUUACAAACCGCCAAUUACAACGAAUGGAACAUUUUAUGUCAUCCGAAUUCGGAGUUUGGCCUCAAGCGCGGGAUAAUGUCUUUAUUCAGUUGUUAGUCUCAAUAUUGAUUAUUCAUUUUCGCAGGAAGUUUUCUCGACAAGUCGUACAAUAAUCCAUACCUAACCUUGUCCCCUUUUCAUACGGAAAAAGAAACCGGCAGGAAAUACAGCUAUGCACAAUUUUAUGUUUUGGGUUUAUUUUUAUACGUUGGUGGUUAAUUUCUCGACAAGCACAAAACAAAUCAUGUUCGGGUGGUUUUCUAGACAGCAAUCAAAGUCAGCGCAGGACAAAAAGGAAGAAAAAAAUGAAGAGAAUAAAGGCAGUGUGGUGGAGUCAUCUGCACCUGAUGUAGCAGAGGCUUCCAGUGAAUCGGAUGAUGAAUUCUUUCCUACCACAAGUGAGCGAUUAUCGGACGAAGAUGAAACAAAGUCAGAAGUGACAGAUGAUCCUGCAAGUGAAAGUGUUAAGGUAGGCAGCUCCGAAUCUAGAGGAACCUUAGAAGUAUUCGACUCCUUGGUAGGGGGAUUUAGAAAUAGAGCCCAAGAUGAGUAAAGUUAAAGCGAAUCCCUGUCCUUGUUGAUUUUGAAUUAAAUUCGUUCAACAGCAUUCUGGAAAGACUGAAACUGCAGCUGAAUCAGACGAGAAUGUCUCCGAUAAGGAAAAUACGAAAGAGGAAGCGACUGCUAUCAUGAGAGCUUCAGAGCGAGUGAGAGAGGUCAGUUUCAUUAGUGAUGACUCUCACAAGCAACAUAUCAAGUAGACUGAAUUUAUUUUACAGAUGAUAAAGAACGAAGUGAUCGUCGCUGGCAAACUGCAUUAAUCAAAACUAUAACAAAAUUCUCGAACGCGAUUGGUCAUUACCAGCCCGAUUUGAGCACUAAUAGGGCAGUGUCGCGUCAUUGCUUGUAAUUGGACAGUGUAAUAGGACAGUUAAAGGGACACAGUUAACACGUUAUGCCUAUGUAAGUGGACAGAACGCGUCAUGAGCACGCGCUGUUGUCUCGCAUUUUGCCGAGUUAACUGUUGAUUUUUUUAUGAAAACGUACAACCGAUUUCAAGUUUCUUUCUCAAAUUUUGUAAUAGUUUUGAUUAAUUGGUAACAGUUCUUCGUGACGUCCAAUUCUGUUUGUAAUCAUACGAGUGAUUAACAAAUCGGACUCCCGCUUCGCGGUUGUCCGAUUUUGUUUAUCACUCGUAUGAUUACAGACCGACUUGGACUCCACUCGGUCAUAUUACCAUUAUUAAUCGUUUCUUUCUUAUAAAUACCUUGAGGAAGCCUUUUAUCUAAAUUUGUAAUUCUUAAUUUCCUUUCAAUGGUCUUUAUUCUAGUAUUGAUUGUAGAUUUUUAAUCAAUUUCUAAGAAUUUUAGGUGGUAUCCUUGAUUAAUGGAGUGUAAUUGCUAGAUUUUAGUGGCAUUUUAAUUAAGCUGUUAUUAUUAUUAUUAUUAUUUUUUUAGUAUUAUUAGUAUUAUUAUUAUUAUUAUCAUCAUCAUCAUUGUUACCUUGAGGACUGAACCACUAACUAAACUACGAAAAGAUUUGUUGAGAACGCAGCAACUGAACGACUUUAUUAAGGAAUUCUUGACCAACUAGAAGCUAUAACUAACGGUGAGACAUUUAGUUAUCCAUGAUAUGUAUUUUGACUUAAUUCCGUUUAAGGUUGGCAGAGAACUAUUCUCCAAUCUUCCUCUGGAGGCUCGCAAAAGCAAGUUAGAAGACAUGGUGAGACAUUUUUUGUGGAUCCUCGUUAACUCCAAAAUUCUUCCCACUUUCCGCAAAGUUUUCUUCGUUCUAGUAGCUGCCUUGUGCGUCAAAGGGCAUAAAGAGGGUUAUAGUGUAGUUGAAGUGAUUCGCCUUUGAUGUUAACUGUUUCUCUUUGAUCUUAAGAUGAACAAAUUACAAGUAGAGAUUGACGAAGAAAAUGAAACGCUUACAGAAUUGUACGACGAGAAGAAUAAAGCUAAGGAAAAGAAACAGAAAGCUGCUAUAGAGGCGCUAUUGGUGAGUUCAUUUGGGAAAACUUACUUCUGAAAACACCAGACGCUAGAUGUAACAUUGUUAACAACACGAAUCGUGUUAGUGCCCGUCCUUAUUGAGUCUGAUAAAUGUAUAAGCGCAAAAUGAAUACAAUUUCAAAUCUUGUGGUUUGGGCAACUCAGUUUUUCCAAUUUUCUUUGUUCCACACUCGUGACAAAUGUUCGACAUCCUUUUAUAAUGGUCAUCUUCAUCUUACUUUUCAGGACAAAUCAGUAGAAAGAAGCCAAGCACUAGCCAUGUUGAUGUUACAGUACUGUGCUGGUUAUCAGAGCUGUGUGGAGGCUGAAGAACUCGACUCUUAUCGGUUGUGAAAGAUCGCCACCAUCCAAGUCAACGUUUAAACCCAGGCUCUAAGAGUGAUCAGCGUCUAAUUUCUCUCUAAAUUUUUACCACUGAAUCAGACAUUAAGGUUUCGGAAUACAGGAAAUGACCACCCACUCAAGAAGCUCUAAUGUUGAAUUCUACCCUUGGUGAUUAACCUUAAAAACUGCUAAAACAUAUGAGCUAGGUAUUCAGUUUCCCUGUAUGUAGACUAAUUACUUUCAGAAAUGCUGUGCGUCUUUAGUUUUUUUAAGCUCAUUACGCUCAAAUAAUUGGAACGAACUCACGUCGCCAAAGGAGCAGAUAAUGCUCUUUUAGCAACAUGCUAAAUUUGAUUUCAAAUAUUCGUUUCCAGUGCCCUUUUCGGGUAUGACUUGGCUUAUGAAGAAUCUCUUUUUGUAUAAUUAUUAUAGUAUAUCAAAGGAACAUGAGCAAGUGACACUAAUCUUGCUGUUGUAUAUGAAAAAUUACUGAGUCUUUUGAAUAGAUUAAGAUAUAUGAUUUAUGUAAUUUAUAUUUAUAGAUAUUUUUCGUUUGUCUUUCUCAGAUACCCAAUUAUUGAUUUCUGUUAUGCUUUACAGCGUAACCUCUGCCGUCGCGCAGCCUUCUUUCGCCAAAAAUGUUUUCUGCUUAAACGUAUCGUAGUUCACUUUGGUAUUUUUUCCCUUUAUGUCAUGAGCAUUUUAAAUUGCCAGAAGUAAUGGUGGAUUUUUUGAUGGAGAUCACAUUGUGUUAUUCAAAAUAAUAUUUAAGGAGCUUCUAAGAAAUUUUUGGCUAGCCUGUAGUUUUCACGUAUUUGAUGCUCAGUAUUUCUUUGUAAAACUUUGAUUUCCACUUUCUUUCUUUUUCGUUCGAUGGUUGAAGAAGCUGAGAGAAAAGAGAAAUUUUACUAGGGGUUGGACAAUAAACAACAGGAAGAGGAGGGGGGGGAAGGGAAGGGACAUUCACGGAUGGAUAAUAGACUUAUGAUAAGCUUUAUCGUAGUUAAGAAUAG